UCAAAACUCACUUUUAGCGUGUUUAUUUUUGCAAUAAUUUUAUUACUCAUGCGCACAUUUGUAUAACAGCACAAAUGGUUCCAAAGCAUUAGGGCACAAACAUUUGUAUUUAUUAAAAAUAGGAACUCAUUGCUGAUUCUGCACAGUAAACUGUGUAAACAAACAAACAAACAAAAACAACAGCAGAAUUAAAUGAACCCUGCUAUUAAAGCAAACACAGUCAUAUCAUAGAUGGGUUCAGCGGGUAUUUUCUUUUAUUAAUAACAAAUUGUGUCCACCAGCAAGCGAAAAGCAACAUGUCCAGCAUGAAUUUCCACAUAUAUUCAAUUUAAAUUUAGGUCCGUUUUUGUUAUACAGCGCCAGAUCAUAACACACGUUGUUUCAUUGAACUAUAAAUAAAACCUAUGGGUCCAAUUUAUAUCUAGUUGCAUGAACCCCAGUUUAACCCAAGGAUAUUGACUGUAAACUUAACACAUGAAGGAAUUUACUACCAAAGGAAUAACGUUUUCCAUUAUUCUUGCUUUUAGGAAAUCUCAUGCCAGAAGCGACAGCACGCUAACUUUAGGUCAUUUAGGCUUUUAAGUUAUUUUUUUAAAUAUUAUUUUUACUUGUUAUUUAUUUGUCUAUUUAUUUUUUUAUUUGGCUGUGAAACAACUGCUGCAUUUGCAUACAUGUGAAUGCUACAUUCAGUCAUUUAUAUUACAUUUCUGAGCACAAAAGAAUGCUGUGAUUUAUUCUUCAGCCAGGCUGAACGCUGUCUAAUCAUGUGAUCCGCAGUGUAACCAAUUGGCAGCCGAGAAGAUGGUAAGGGCAGGAGAAAAAAAUACUACCAUUUUAGGGGAGGAUGCAAACCACUAUACCAGCCCAUCUAACGUUUUACUGGCGCACUUAAGUGUCUUUUUAUUGAAAUAAUAAAAUAAACAUGUCGCUAACGAAUUAUUAUUCCAUGAUGGGUGUCCAAGCCGAGGAGACGUAUGGUGCGCAUUUCAUCCCGGGAGGCUUGCAGGGUUCGACGGCCGGGUGCGCGAAGCCUUCCCGGGGAGCGGAGCCGGAGCAGCAGGAGGAGGGGGGGACCCUUUGCCCACACAUCCCGGAUUUUUCCCAUUUCUCCAACAAAGCGAGCCUGAAUGUCUUUUCGCCUUGGACAAACACGUCUACCUCCUCCGCGGUGUCUUCCCAGCUGCAGUCCGCCUCCGGUGCCUCCCUCCCUGGCCUCUUUCAUCCACAUCCCCUCCUGAGCCACCACCACCACCCUUACUACGGCCCGCAGGCUCCGAGCCACGCCGAGAACCUCGCGUCCACCGCGUCGUCCGACAGCAGGUUUGUCCGCUGCUGGGAGGGGGGGACCCCGACCUCAGAGGCCGCUCUGUCGCAGGUUACACCCAGUUUCCCCGCAUGUCUCCCCACGCAGGGGGACCUCUUAAAUCCCAGCCCCACGUAUGAAGCGAUUAAACCAGAGAGCUCCCCACCGUCACACGAAAGCGCCGAGGACUCUAGCUUCACCAGCCCGGCAGAGGUGGUCCUUGAAAGGCUGGGGACGGCGGAGGAGCUGGGGAGGAACUCCGAGCCGAAAAAGGAGGACGAGGAAAGAAAAACACGGCAGCAGCUCGACGCGGAAAAUCCAUCCGCCAGCUGGAUCCACGCCAAAUCGACUCGGAAAAAGCGGUGUCCAUACACCAAACACCAAACCCUGGAGCUGGAGAAGGAGUUCCUCUACAACAUGUACCUAACGAGGGAUCGGCGCCUGGAGGUGGCAGGACUCUUAAAUCUGACAGAGAGACAAGUGAAGAUCUGGUUCCAGAACAGGCGGAUGAAGAUGAAGAAGCUAAUGAUCCGGGAGAGGAGGAGUAUGAAUGAAUGAUGGCUCUGGAGGCUGAGUAUCUUAUGUUAUUAUAUAUGUGUAUAUAUAUAUAUAUAUUUUGUUUUUUGUUUGUAUUUUAACUUCCCACCUGUGAUGGGGCAAGAGGCGGAGAGGCUAUCACUGAUUAAGGAAACGCAGUUCUCCAAGAUGCUCAGCAUCAGCUGCCCUCAUCACCUGUUCACAGACUGUGGAGAUAAUAUAGAAAUGGGGAGACCAGGAUGUGUUGUAAUACUUCGCUGCCUUUGGCCCUAAUGUUUUAAAUAACCAGAACUCCGCUGCAGAAGUCUUCCAUCCACAAGUGCUACAGUGACAACAAUCUGUAGUAUGGCGUUGUAAAUAAAUAUGUAUAUAACAUGAUUGGAAAUUAUAGUAGCAGGUAGGUCAUAAUCAAAGACUUUGCUCGCCUUAAUACAAACAGGCUUCUUAAAAUGCAUAUAUGCAGUCCUUGUGAAAGUAUUCACACCCUGAUCACAGGCACAAAUUUCGGUAAAUUCCGCUGGGAUUGUAUGUGAUAGAUUCACACAAGAUAGUGCAUACUUGUGAAGUCAAAGAAAAAUUAUAUGUGUUUUUUAUUUUACUAUUUUUGAUAAUUCAAAUGGGAAAGUUCUGGCAUGCAAUUGUAUUCGGACCUCUCUACUCUUAAACUCCUGAAUGAAAAUAAUCCAGUGCAGCCAAAAUUGAACAAAAAGCAUCAUGAAGACAAAGGAGCACAGCUGGCAGGUCAGGGAUAAAGCUGUGCAGAAGUUUAAAGCAGGUUUAGUUUAAAAAAACAAUACUGCAAGCUUUGAACACACCAUCCCCGUGGGGGAUCCAUGGUGGUGGCAGCAUCAUUCUUUGGUUUGAUUUUCUCCAGAGCUAAAGUAACUGAGAAUUUGUGGCAAAACAUAAGAAUUGCCACCAACAGUCGCUUGAGAUGAAAGGUUGUUCUGCAAAGUAUUCACUCAGAGAGGCUGGAUACAAAGGCUUGCCACACUUUUCAGAUUUUCAUUUGUAAAAAGAUGUCAUCAUUUUGCUUCCCUUUCACACCCAUGCUCUACAUUAUGUUGGCCUGUCUCAUAAAAAUCUCAAUAAAAAACACUGCAGUUUGAGGUGUUAAUGUGACGAAAUAUCAA
Messenger RNA from Girardinichthys multiradiatus, 2973 nucleotides. RefSeq names its product homeobox protein Hox-D9b-like. The transcript is spliced from 2 exons. The coding region runs from base 923 to 1861 and encodes 312 amino acids. Gene Ontology annotation, molecular function: RNA polymerase II cis-regulatory region sequence-specific DNA binding; DNA-binding transcription factor activity, RNA polymerase II-specific. The record is from RefSeq and is a predicted model, not a curated record. Gene Ontology annotation, cellular component: nucleus. NCBI's taxonomy places the organism in Eukaryota, Metazoa, Chordata, Actinopteri, Cyprinodontiformes, Goodeidae. Gene Ontology annotation, biological process: proximal/distal pattern formation; regulation of transcription by RNA polymerase II; embryonic skeletal system morphogenesis.